CGCAUCCCGAUAAUUGUGUUACAAGAUCGCCGAAUAGUUAUUGUCACUUACUAGAUCGGAUCGUCACCCACCCUUUAUCUUAAUUUGUUCCCGAGAAGAUGCGGGAAUGACACUCUGUUGGUUCUAUUUGUGUGGCUUACUUGCUUACCUGCAUUUCCCGUUUCCCACACCUUUGGAUACCUUGAAUACCUUGGAUACAUUGGAUACAUUGAAUUUACACGGCCCGCGAUAGUGUCACUAUCGUUUUUCAUCUGCCAACAUUAUUAACGAUUUCCUCUCUUGUCCACCGUCUGACCUCAGAUCUGUCGUGCCACGAUCUACGAUCUACGAACCAAUUGGCCAAACUGUAGAUGCUUAGCUGAUGUUCGAUUCCCCAUUGCUUGGUUCUUCGCGUCGCAAUGUCUACUACACCUACUGGCCACAAUGGCUGGGCCACCGCCAACGAUUGGGCUUCACAAAGAGAUUACAUCACAACUCUCUAUCGAGACCAGAAUAAGACGUUAAAGGAGAUUAUGCAGACAAUGCAGGAUAAUCACCAAUUCUACGCAACCGUAAGGAUGUACAAAGCCCGCUUCCAAAAAUGGGGCAUCGAAAAGAAAAUCAAAGCCGAGGAAGCUGUCGAGAUCUUUCGCCAACAGACUGCUCGCGCCGCAGCCGGAAAACCAACGGUAGCAUACAUCAGAGGCAGGCGGAUUGACCCAGAUCGACUACAACGGUAUCGAUAUCGUGCGGCACCUCUUAUUUCGAAAAAGAUCAUGCGCGCCGAAAAGGGGGCCGAUGAUGAGGGAUCGAAUUCAAGGAUAUCCCAAGUAAUUUGUCGAACACCCUCGCCAUCACCGUCGCCAGACACGACCGAUUCCAAUGUAUCCAUUUCCCCCCGCAUCGAGGAACCUACCGAAUUGAGAGUGCCGCACGAGUGCAUGCAGAUUCUCCGCAAUUUCAUAAAUGGGGCAUUCGAUAAUGGGAUAUGGCAAAUGGCGGCCAAGGGAGAUCGAGCUGAAAUGAACGGUGCUUUUACCUGGCAACAUUACGUGGCUUCGUCUCAGGGAUUGAUUCGCCAUGGCCGAAUAAAAGAAGGCUUCUCGCUGCUGGGCAUGUGCUUCGACCAGUACAAGCUACAAUUACAACAACCCGAUUCGAUGUUCUGGCUGGCGACCUACAAGUGCGCAAUAGUCCUCGCGAGUCAAAACAACAAGCUUGGUGAUGCCUUCAUUGACUAUGCUUCAAAGCUCACAGCAUUAAUUUUGCCACGAGGGCAUCCAUUCAACCAAUUAUGGUCUCGAGUUGUACUUACGGGAAUGAGUGGGAUCAAUGACCACGCUGGCGCCAUAUUUGAAUCUUACUUGGACAUGUGGGGACGACAUGUCAACUCGCGGGAGACGAACACUACCAACGACGUCCAGGGCGCGUUCGUAUUUAUUCAGCUUCACUGUACCGGUUUGCUGUCAUAUAAUUUGCUUGAGACUGUCAUUCAGGCUAUGAUUACAGGGGGAGCGAUUUCGAGAGAAGCCGCGGAAUUUCUUCUUCAGGAAACUAAGUUCAGAUUAGCACUUGUUUCCCUUGGACGUCGACGAGUGAAGAAGGCUGAGACUGUUACCAAAGAAAUAAUCGAGUGGCUAGAUACACGACCACCCAGUGCUUACCCGGAUCUCCGCUGCAAGGCUGCCUGGUUGAUGUUUGAAGUUAAAGAGCGCAAAGGAACACAAGCGGAGGCAGUACAAGCAGGACACAACCUUCUCAAACUCUCGCAGGAAAUUUAUGGCCCGUCGCAUAUUCAGACACUUGAAGCGAUAUCCGCCGUAGAAAACUACUGCCGAAAGAUAGGCGCUACAGCAGGAGCCGACCAGAUGGGCCGAGACUUUGAGAGUAGAUGGCGCGUAUUUCGUGAUACGGCGGAUGCCAAAAGCAAUUUCCCACAACAGAUCGACCAACCGUGGUAUUAUCGGUCGAUCGAAUUGGGCGAGAAAGUAGGAUAUGUCCAAGAGACCGUCGAAUUAUUCGAACGAUGCCUCAAGCUAUCAGAUGAUUCUCCCUAGAUCAUUGAGCGUCUAUCUUUAGCAUGAGACACGGUUGCAGACCCAGCCCAGUGGCUACUACUAGGUAAUGAUUUACGACGGCAAAUCAGAUUGAACACUAACACUCGUAUAUACGAGUCAAUCUAUGCCAAAGAAACUAAUACACCCCAUAUAUUCUAUGACCUCAGAAUUUAAGUUAUAUAUAUAGUUGACUAGGUACCUAUCUAUUAUGGAAGCGUCCAGUACUGGAGUUUUAGGGCGUUCUUAAAGGAAAAUUAGGAUAACCAGGCGUAUGGCUAUAAGAAGGCUCGAAAGGGGAAGUCGAACAAAUAUAGGUUGUUCUGCCAUUUUAUACAUCUAUGUAUAGUAUUUACAUGUACUAUUUACUGUUUCAGAGCACAAUCCACUAGAUAGGAUACUCUC
Messenger RNA from Annulohypoxylon maeteangense, 2438 nucleotides. RefSeq lists its product as uncharacterized. Bases 399 to 2036 code for a protein of 545 amino acids. The transcript is spliced from 3 exons. NCBI's taxonomy places the organism in Eukaryota, Fungi, Ascomycota, Sordariomycetes, Xylariales, Hypoxylaceae. The record is from RefSeq and is a predicted model, not a curated record.